AUGGCUACUGAAGGAGUCUCCAUGCAAGCCAAUACAGCUUCUGACCGGAGCACCGCGCAACUAGUCAAUGAACACUCGCAAGCAUUCCAGAACAGAUUGGAUACAACUGUAACGGAUAGUGAACCUCCGGUUGAAGCAGAAAAGCCUGCGUUGCCCGAUGAACAGCCCACGGUAGAGACAGAGCCCGAUGUACCCAAGGGUGCAGGUGAAAUGGACACCGAGCCGCCUGUUGCAGAGCCGGCAGAAUCUCCCCUCGGCGGUAUUCCCAUCGCCCGCGAAUCACAGAUCUCGAUAGGCCCCAAGAACGAAACAACCACUGGGGAGAAGCGGGACAUUGAUUCGACUGUAACGCCCACCCCGGCCUUGGUGGGAGGCGAGGAGCAACAGAAGCCUGAAUUACUGGGAGAACCUGGUGCUAAGAAGUUGAAGACAGCCAAAGAGCCUAGCACAGAUUUUAAUGGCACUGACGCUGGCUUGUCCAAUGUGGACGAUCAAAUUCCGAAGAAGGCUAGUCGAACAAAGAAGGAGAAGAUCAAGGAUGCCGUGAAGAAAGUGAUUCCAGGAGAUGGCAUUGGCAGCCGCACUCGCAGUCGAACCAAGGGUGCUUGA
This is a messenger RNA of Penicillium paradoxum, 609 nucleotides long. RefSeq lists its product as uncharacterized. The transcript has 2 exons. The record is from RefSeq and is a predicted model, not a curated record. Bases 1 to 609 code for a protein of 202 amino acids. NCBI's taxonomy places the organism in Eukaryota, Fungi, Ascomycota, Eurotiomycetes, Eurotiales, Aspergillaceae.